AUGGAGUCUGGAGGUUCGUUGAAGGCGUAUAAUGCGAAGUACUGGGAAACUUACAAUGAGAUCCUUGACUACCCCACCAAUCUGGCGAUUACUCAAUACAAGCGAGGUCUCCCAGUCGGUCAUAGGCUGCGAGAUUCGCUUACAAUGCACCAGCCCACAACCAUGGAAUCCUUGAUGCAACGGAUCAAUGAACACAUUCGUGUGGAGGAUGAUGCCGCCUCUACGAUCGAGAAGGCUAAUCCAGUCGCGGCGGAUAGAAGAGUGGCGGGGAAGGUUCACUCGGUCAGGCAGGAGGACAACCGCCCAAACGACCGGUCAAAAGAUCAACGUUGUAACUCAAACCGCAAUGAUAGAAACAAAGGUUGCAGAAACAACCGAGCUAAUGCUCCCCGUGAUGAAGAGAAAGACGCCAAGAGGAAAUUGAAGGCGCGAACUGGUAUCACCACGGUCUUUAAGAUCCCCAUUUACCACAUCCUGAGUGAAAUCCGAGGUGAGCCCUUCGUCCGAUGGCCGGCAAAGUUGGGAAAUGCACAGAAAGGCUUCAACUCAAGGUAUCGCUGCACCUUCCAUGAGGAAUGGGGGCACCGAACGGAGGAUUGCUUGCCGCUCAAACAACAUUUGGAGGAGUUGGUGGCAGCAGGACAUUUGGACCAGUACAUAGAUGGGGGUAUGAAAGCCGCCCCACCUGGGCAAACUAAGCCAAAUGGCCUGGCUGCCCUGCAGACAGGGCCCCAAGGCGUAAUCAAUGUCAUCCAUGGCAUCAUUGAACCAACAAGGGUUUGCUAG
Messenger RNA from Camellia sinensis, 786 nucleotides. The record is from RefSeq and is a predicted model, not a curated record. NCBI's taxonomy places the organism in Eukaryota, Viridiplantae, Streptophyta, Magnoliopsida, Ericales, Theaceae.